AUGAGAAGAGCUACAAUGGCUGGAGUUCCGGCAAGAAAUUCGCUAUCUGGGGAUGCCAGCAGAAUGACGCUGAAUGAAGACCCAAGAAAAAAACAGAGAAAUCCGAGGGAUAGAAGUCACCAGGAAGAAAACAUCAAUGCAAUCAUGGGCUUUCUAGCAUCCACAGACUACGAAAGGCCCUUUUCGCAUGCUCUCCUGGCAAGUCCCUCGCUGAAAGACUUCCAGUCGAUUUUCCGGCACAUUCAGUCGUUUAUAGACCCUACGCUUGAGUUUACGCGCAAGUUUGAAGAAGAGGUUUCUGCCUUCCUUAAGUCGAUAAAGUAUCCGUACGUCUCGGAGAUAAACCGAAGCCAGCUUAUUGCAAUUACGCCGCACACGUGGCCUGUUCUUCUGUCCAUGCUUGCUUGGCUGGUCAAAGUAGUCAAGACCUCGUGCGAGCUUGUGAAUGCGGCUACUGAAGAGGACGAAACAAAAGAGAUUUUCUACAACUUUUUGUAUAAGGAGUAUUCGAACUACAUGGAGGGCCUGGACAGCCCAGACCUUGAGGAGGCUGUUGAUAGGGAAAUCGCGCUGAGAAACCAGGAAAGGCUUGCCGUGGCAGACGAGCAAAAGGAGUGUCUGAGGAAGCUGAAGGAAGAAAUACAGGAAGAGGGUGCCGGCGGCCUGGAGGAGGUGGAGGAGAAGCUGAGGCAGACAGAAAUCGACCUGCAAAAGAUUGCGAGUCUGCGGAGCAACCAAGAAGAAAAAUGCAUGAGCUACAAGAGAUCCCUGGAAGAGUCGCAGGCCAUGUAUAGCCGGCUGAAGGAGGAGUCUAGGCAGCUGCUCCAGAAGAAGCGCGAAAUGGAGGAGGAGAUCAAGGUCCAGCCAAUCAAGGCCGAGGAUCUUCAGGAGAUGACGCACGAAAGAGACCUGCUGAUAAAGUCCCUGGAAGAGAUCAAGCGGGCAAAAACAAUUCUAAUUAGAGAAAUCGACCUAAAGAACCAGACGAUAAAAGCCGAGGUGGAGGAGACGAUGAGGAUUCUGUCAGAUAUAAAGAAGAUCCGCAUAGGCAUAGAAAUAUGCAUAAACAUCAAGAAAACAAGAACCACCACGGAUCUGCUAGAGUAUGAGGAGUACUCUGUUGAGGGAAGCGUUGCCAAGCAUGAGUGCCUGGCCAAAGAAAAGCUGGAGGCGCUGCAAAAGGAGAUAGAAAUGCUCGAGGCUGCGCUGGAGGAAGAGAAGGAGAGGAACGCAUGCCUGAUGGAAACCGGCGCGGCCUUGGAGGAUGAAAUCGAGCAGAAAGAAGAAAGAGUAAAAGUGCACGCGCAGGUAUACAUAGAGAAGAAAGAGGCAACGGAGGAGGAGUACAAAACAACCGUUGGCCGCGUGGACAAAGCAGAAACCGAGCUUCUAAAAAUCCUGGCAGAGGGUGACAACGGGCUGUUCCAGAGCGAGCAGGCCCUGGAAAGAACAAAGAUCCGGAAGGGAAGGCUUCUGGGAAAGAUAUCCAUGGAGGAGGCGGAGAUCCAAAAAAUAACAGCAAUUGUGGCUGCCAAUGUGCAGAGUCUGAAAGAGAGAAUUGAGGAGGCAAGCAAAGUUCUGAAGAUUUCUCCUCCGUAG
Nematocida major is the source of this 1599-nucleotide messenger RNA. RefSeq names its product kinetochore protein NDC80. Gene Ontology annotation, biological process: attachment of mitotic spindle microtubules to kinetochore. Lineage: Eukaryota; Fungi; Microsporidia. Bases 1 to 1599 code for a protein of 532 amino acids. The record is from RefSeq and is a predicted model, not a curated record. Gene Ontology annotation, cellular component: Ndc80 complex. The transcript has a single exon.